This is a messenger RNA of Fusarium fujikuroi IMI 58289, 1731 nucleotides long. RefSeq lists its product as uncharacterized. The record is from RefSeq and is a predicted model, not a curated record. Gene Ontology annotation, cellular component: transcription factor TFIIIB complex. Bases 1 to 1731 code for a protein of 576 amino acids. Gene Ontology annotation, molecular function: TFIIIC-class transcription factor complex binding. The transcript has a single exon. Gene Ontology annotation, biological process: RNA polymerase III preinitiation complex assembly. Lineage: Eukaryota; Fungi; Ascomycota; Sordariomycetes; Hypocreales; Nectriaceae.
AUGAGCUCCAUUUUCAAAAAGAAAGGAGGGCCUGCCUUCAAACCCAAGAUCCCCGCCGCUCGACGCCCCGCGGCACCAGUACCCUCACAACCUCCCAAAGCACCACCAACUGCUUCUCUUCCGCACGACUCAAGGGAUUCAGAAGCUCAGGAUGUGUCCCAUCAACCUUUAGAAACAGCGUCGGCGAAGGACCCCGUGAGCUCACCGAUUGAAUCGCAAAUUCAAGGUUCUCGUGAACUUGGUCGUCAAUCUUCUACCCCACCAUCGACAAUCCAGGAGCCUGCAAAGCCGGACGAACAUGCUGCAACUGAAGGGUCUGCCCAAGAAAAGUCUCCAGAAGAAACGCAAAGUGAACUUGCGAACCAAAAUACCGAGCGGAAUCCUGAAACAAUCGGAGUGCCUUCCACGGCUGCCCAAGCGACAACCUCGAGCGAGCAACAAAGUCAACAGCCUCCUGCGCAGUAUAGUGAGACUCACUCAAGUAGUACCGACGAUGCUCCGUCUCCUGUUCUGCAAACACCAACUCCAGAUGACUCGGAAGGCCCAAGUGGAACUGAUCUUUCAAAUACACCAUCUCUCCCCGCUGCUGACUUGAAUCAUACACCCGAAGAGACCUCAGGAGAACCGCAGAAUGUGCCCCGAUCAACGCGUAGGCCACGGACCAGGAAACAGAGUAACCAGGUAACCCAGGAUGAGGUUGAAAAAGAGGGAGGCUCGAAAACGAAGAAACGUCAGAGGAAAACUGAUGAACAAAGCGCGGCAUCCAGACAGCCCAGAAAACGCAGGACUACCCAGAGCGGUACAAGUACACCCAAAAACAGACGCGCGCGCUCACUUACGCCAGAAGAUUCAGAAUCUCAACUGGUGGACUUACAGAAGCUUAAGAUGGCUGAUUUAACCAAGGAUCUUCACAUUGGAAAGAAAUUCAGCAGACAUGAUGAGCUACGAGAACGAGAGAGGCGGGCAAGAAUGAAGAUCAAACUUGGAGUUGACGGCGAACGUGACAGCUCAGCAACCCCCGAAGACGGCGGCCAAGGAGGGAAAGUUGGAAGCCCCGCUGCAUCCUCGCCAGCUCCUUCGGUUUCAGCUCCGGUUGCACCUUCAGGACCUCAAUUCCGUAUUGUUGAUGGGCAGAUCGUGAUCGACCAAAGCUCGUUGGCUGUAGACAGACAUGCUCGAGCAGCCGCUGCAGCCGGAGAUAUGGAAACAGUCGAAGAAAACGACUUCACGCGCCUCAUCACCAGCAACUCGUUCAUGAACACCUCCAAACUUAAGGGCCCCAAUAUCUGGACCGACGCAGAGACGGAGCUCUUCUAUCGCGGUCUGCGCAUGCUUGGUACGGACUUUGAGAUGAUUUCCAAAAUGUUCCCGGGCAAGCAGCGGCGUCAUGUCAAACUCAAAUUUAAUCGGGAGGAGCGUCACUGUCCACAACGCGUCAACGCUGCUCUCAUUGGCGAGAAGACGGUAAAGAUCGAUCUAGAAGAGUACAAGGCUUUCACCGGUAGCGAGUUUGAGCCAGUGGCAGACAUCGAGGCUGAACAACGCAAGAUCCAGGAAGAAUACGAGGCCGAGGAGAAACGUCGAGCUGACGAGCAGGCCGAGAUCAUGCGCAAGAGACGAGAGGAGCUGUUCAAGGACGAUGACGAAGGUGACGCGAAGAAAAAGAAGAGGAAAAAGAAGCAGGCAGUAGCCUACGGUCUAAACGGUGAACCCAUUGCUCAAGAGGCUUGA